Molecule: messenger RNA, 1113 nt
Organism: Leptopilina boulardi
Lineage: Eukaryota; Metazoa; Arthropoda; Insecta; Hymenoptera; Figitidae
Product: pseudouridine-5'-phosphatase
Exons: 5
Coding region: 249-896 (215 amino acids)
Molecular function (GO): phosphatase activity
Source: RefSeq, a predicted model, not a curated record
UAUGGAUAAAAACUUAACGUUGCCCACGCGACGCAUUAUUAAUCAGGAUCGAACGACUUUGAUCUGACUAUAUACCGGAACUUCUGAUUUUAUUAUUUAAAUUAAAUUAAAAUUUUUUUAUUAAAAUAGAAAUUUGAAAAUUUCAUUUAAAAUGGCUUGUAAUUAUAAACACGUGACACAUUGUAUUUUUGACAUGGAUGGACUCCUCCUUGGUUCUUCCUAUAAGAAUACAAUAAUUUUUAGACUUGAUGAGAACCGUAAAAGACACAGAAAGGCUAUAUACUGAAGCAUUUAAUCGUAUCACUAAUGCUCAUGGAAAACAAUUCACAUGGGAACAUAAGGCACAAACAAUGGGUUUUAAAACAAGAGAAGUCUCAUUGUGGACAAUUGAACAUUUGGAAUUGCCAAUAACUCCAAAUGAAUUUGAAAAACAACUUUUAAAAUUAUACGAGGAAUUAUUUCCACAAUCACAAUUUUUACCAGGCGCAGAAAGACUUUUGAUGCAUUUGAAAGAAAAUAAUAUUCCAAUUGCAUUGGCAACAAGUUCAAGCAAGGAUAGUUUUGAAUUAAAAACAAAAAAAUUAACAGACGUUUUCAAUUUAUUUCAUCAUAGAGUUCUAGGUGGUUCUGAUCCUGAUGUAAAAAAGGGAAAACCUAAUCCCGAUAUAUUUUUGGUUGCGGCUGAUCGGUUUCCUGAUAAGCCAGAUCCUUCGAAGUGUCUUGUCUUCGAAGACGCUCCUAACGGAGUUGAAGCAGGAAUUUCUGCAGGAAUGCAAGUUGUUAUGGUGCCAGAUCCAAAUUUACCAAAGAGAUUUACAGAAAAAGCAACAAUGGUAAUAAAUAGUCUAAUUGAUUUUAAACCUGAAGAAUUUGGUCUACCACCGUUUAAAAAUUAAAACAAAUUUUUCUCACAAACUAAUAAAAAAAAAUUAGACAAAAUAAUAUUGUAAUACAUUGUCACAUAAUCCUACAUAUAUAUAUAUAAAAAAAGUAACAAAAUUAUUACCUUUAUUUUGUAAUAAAUACUUUUAAUUAAAUUAUUUUUCAAUACUGGAUAUAGUUGACAAAAAAAAAAAAAUAUGUAAAUAAAGAAAAAGUUUAUCUCAAAUAUAA